UUUUAAAGAGGUACUUGGUAUGGGUAAUGUGCAAUAAGUGGCUUUCGAGUUUGUUGAAAUACGUCAGAUGGCUUAAUUAUUUACCCAUGUAUCUGUUUGACAUCUAAACCAGUUCUUAUGCCUCAUCUGGCAUGUCUUGCAUGGUGACUCUCAAGACAGAUUGAGUUGUUGUAGAGUUAUUCAAAGAGAAGAAAUCUAAUUUUUUUUUUUUAUUUUUUUUUGGAGUGGGGGGGAACAUUAAUAACAUUUGGGUUUUUUCCCUACAUUUUCAUGGAUAGUGGUGUCAUCCUCUGGGUACUGGAGCUAAUGAAGCUGCUUUAUUUCAGAGUGAAUCCUGCCUGUAUUGUCUUAGAUUUGUGAAUGGUAAGUAUUACUUGAGGAACUGACCAGAAUGGCUAUUGUUUACUUAAUAAUGGCAUUUCAGUUGUUGAAUAUGUCUCUAAGCUAAACUUACUUCAGUGGAUUGAAACAUUUGCAGGCUGCCAGGAGACAGGAGUAUAAAUAUAAUAGACACCUGUUUUGUUUCUGUGCCUGGUACAGAUCCAAUGCAAGGCUGAUAGACAGCAUCUAAAUAAUGUACUUUAUCAUUGAAUCUUGCUUUUAAAAUAUUUUUUUCAGAGGAAGAGGGAGUGUUGGGACAGGAGUUCACUUUGGGAAGUAGUUAAUUUCUGUUUAAUGAGUACUGUUUAAGAUAUGAGGACAUUACACCACGAUGGAACAAAUUUAUUAGCCUAUUGCACUACUUAUUGUAAUCCUUGUAUUAAAUGUGGUUGUGCUUCCUUCUGAGAUGUUUGUGGAGUUUUUCUUGAGUCUCAAAUCUUGACAUCUAUUUCCCUCAGUCUUCAGGUCUGCUUUAAGACACACAACUUCACAGUCCAGCAGACGAUUUUUAGGACCUUCUGAGCAAUGAUGCAUAAUUUCAGCAGUUUCACUUUAUUUGUGAGGCUCUGGGCUUCCCAUUUUAAAUUCUCUGGGUGUAAAGAAAUGUGAUCAAUGUGAUCUCGUGUACAUCCAUGGUCUACUGUAGCUAGACUAUUUCUGCUCCCUAAGUUAAUAAUCUCAGGUCAAUACUGUUAUUUUUUCACUACAUUACAGCCUGCUGAAGACCAUGAGUACAGUUUUCUUUAACCUGCUGGACCCCAGAGUCGCCUUCUCUUGUAAAUAAGUUAUGAGCAGUGUGUUUUUCAGGAAGGCUGUACUGACUUCUUAUUCUUGUGUGAACUUCUACCCCUAAAACAAGCUUCACUCUUGCUUCUGGUAACUUCUGUAUAUGUUUCUAAAUACUGUGUGCUGCCCUUUGGAGACAAUAUCUCCUUAUGCUAAGCAGGCAGAUACCCUGCACACACACAUUAGUGGAUUCCCUCUGCAGAAAAACAUAACUCAAAUCUCAGCUGAUUUCUGUUAAUAAAAAUUUUGUAGUAGCAGCUCUGUUCUCUCUGCUUCUACAGCAUGCAGGCAUUUAUUUUCUAAAUGCUGAGGGAAGCUACACAACCAGUUGCCUGCUGCAAAAGCUGUCACAGCAGAAUGUCUCUAGCUGGCUGUGACAGAGAUGUUGCUGUGGUGCUGCUCUGGUCCUUCUCUCCGCAGGGUUUGGGGUCCCCUGUGCUGUGUGCCCUUCCAAAGGAGGCAGAGGGACAAAGUAAACACAGCUUUUGCUGACCUUCCAGAUCCUGUGACAAAGUGCCCAUGCUCAUCCUAAAUAUCUGCAGCCCCUGAGACUGCAAGGAGAAUACAGCUUUGCUUAUACUGAGUCUUCAAAUGUGUGUUGAAUCCAGUGUGCUCAUUGGGCCCACUCAUAGUAACCCAUGAAAAUACUCCAAAUAUUUUUUGUUCCAUUUUUUUCUUCUAAAAAAUUACCCACCUCACAGUCUGGGAGUGAAAGCAUCUUUGGAUUUAUCAGUGGUUUUUUUGCAGUUUGCACAAUGCCUGGUUUUUUCUGGAGAAGGCUGUGAAGCAUCUGGUGGGGGCAGAUGAAGUGUGUAGGUUGUGUGAGGAGUGAGGUCAGAAUCCCCUGCUUUGACUGCCCUGGAGUUCCAGUCCAAGAACUGCUGGACACAAACAGCUGCUGAGAUAUCUCAUUUUCCUGUUUCCUACAAAGGAAAAAACAGCAGCUGGGUCUAAAGUGCCUGAGCUAAUUUAAAUGAGUUUCUGGUUAUUUCUACACAUAAUUUCAGUUUCAUUGCCAGAGUGCAGAGUGAGGAGGAAGGAAGGACUCUCAACUAUCCAUUUUAGUCAAAAAGACUAUUUCUUACCUUUUCUGUUAGUGCUUCUACUCUCAGUCCUCGCCCUAGAAGAGGUGCCUAUCAAUGCCCCAAGGUGGCAUAUUAGAAAUGCCAUGGGCUGAGAACUUUGGGGACAGGGAGGUUGCUGGUUCUUCAACAAACCUAUGCUUGAAUCUUCCUCAUCUUGUUUUAUGGUCAUGUGAGGCAAAAAAAAGGUAAGAACAUUUAGCAUCUCUACCUUGGCCACUUGUGGAAUAGCAAAGCUGUGGGCGAGUGUUUAGUUAUCCUCUGGUUUCUCGUGUUAGGAUCUUAUUACCAUAUGUAAAAGCACAUUGCAAUAUCAGUUCAGGAGGCUGAAACUUCCUAUUUUGGAUACAGCAUUGUUUUGAAUUGCAAACUAGGUCUGUCUUUAAAGCUGGAAUGAAUUACAGAUUAAAGUCUUAGUGAAUAAUAAAGAAAAAAUAUUUUUAAAUGCUACAGUAAAAUAAUGCUUCUAGGACAGAGGUCUGUCUCAGGAGGAUAAUUUUGGUGGGCUUUUAUUUUUUUCUUUUCAAAAUUCUUUUCUCUCUUAAAUGAUUUGCCUAUGCCUAAAUCUUGCAAAGAGUAUUUACUGUGGGCAAUUUAAGAUCUUUGUUUUGAUAACUGAGUCAGAUAGGAGAAAGGACAGGGGGUAGUUGGGAUGGGGAUGGAGAGUUGCAGAGAAUUAUAAAACUUCUGGACCUUAUGAAAUCACUUGAGUUUUAUUGUCAGCUUUGGAAAUAUCUGUGUUUCAUGACUUCUGCUUUUCCAAUGGCUCUGUUCAGAGGUGCCAUACCCAGGGACCUCUCAGUGAUGAAGUUGCACUGCUUGCUGACAUCCACUACCUGUCUUCCUCCUCUGUGUAAAGGGAUGUGCAGUGGAGUUCUGGAUUUGGAAGGAUGAAUAUUUAAAGAGUACUCCUCAAUCUUGCAUCAAAAUGUCCCUGUGCACAUCUUCUCACAAGGACUUUUCUCAGUUGCUGCCACUUCAGGAUAUUGGAUGCAAUAAAACAGAAAUUAAAAAUUCACCUGCUGGUGUCAUCUCUCCAGUUCCUUACAGCUGCAAUCAGUCCACGCUGGCAGCAGAACACAGUCCAGUCUACAUUCCCUCAUCUUACAUGGAAAACAGGCACGAAUAUUCCGCAAUGGCAUUCUGCAGCCCUGCUAUGGUGAAUUACAACAUUGCCAGCAGUUUUGGGGAUCCAGAGAGCGUGAGUGCAAGGCAAACCUCCAGCCCCAGUGCGCUGUGGUCUGCUCCUGGCCAUCUGUCCCCUCUGACUCUGCACUGCCAGUCCUCACUGCUGUAUGCAGAGCAGCCCAAGAGCCUGUGGUGCGAGGCACGACCGAUGGAGCCAGUGCUGCCCGGGAGCAGAGAAACAUUAAAAAGAAAAACUAAUGGCAAUGACUGUACAAGCCCAAUUGCAAAUAAUCCUGGUUCAAAAAAGGAUGCCCAUUUCUGUGCAGUCUGCAGUGACUAUGCUUCAGGAUACCACUAUGGGGUCUGGUCCUGUGAAGGCUGCAAAGCAUUUUUUAAAAGAAGCAUUCAAGGACACAACGAUUACAUCUGCCCAGCCACCAAUCAAUGCACAAUAGAUAAAAACCGGCGCAAGAGCUGCCAGGCGUGCCGGCUACGGAAAUGCUACGAAGUGGGGAUGAUGAAGUGUGGCUCAAGAAGAGAACGCUGCGGGUAUCGAAUCCUGCGGAGCCACCGCAACCCCGAGGAGCGGGUGCAUUGCCUGGGCAGAGCCAAGAAAUACAACGAGGCAGCGACGCGGGUGAAGGAGAUCCUGCUGGGCACCGUCAGCCCCGAGCAGUUCGUGCUGACCCUGCUGGAAGCGGAGCCGCCGCACGUGCUGGUCAGCCGGCCCAGCAAACCCUUCACCGAGGCCUCCAUGAUGAUGUCCCUGACAAAGCUGGCAGACAAGGAGCUGGUGCACAUGAUCGGCUGGGCCAAGAAAAUUCCUGGCUUCAUUGAUCUCAGCCUCUAUGACCAAGUAAGACUCUUGGAGAGCUGCUGGAUGGAAGUUCUGAUGAUUGGUUUGAUGUGGAGAUCAAUCGACCACCCUGGGAAACUGAUUUUUGCACCAGACCUUGUUUUAGACAGGGAUGAGGGGAAAUGUGUAGAGGGAAUUUUGGAGAUCUUUGAUAUGCUCCUGGCCAUGACCUCGAGGUUCCGAGAGCUGAAACUGCAGCACAAGGAGUAUCUGUGUGUCAAGGCAAUGAUCCUCCUCAAUUCCAGCAUGUUCCCCUUGUCAGCAGAGGAACCUGAAAGCAACAGGAAACUGCACCACCUGCUCAACGUGGUCACAGAGGCUUUGGUGUGGGUUAUUGCCAAGAGCGGGAUCCCCUCCCAGCAGCAGACAACUCGCCUGGCCAAUUUGCUGAUGCUCCUCUCCCACGUCAGACACGCCAGUAACAAGGGAAUGGAGCAUCUCCUUAGCAUGAAGUGUAAGAAUGUGGUGCCAGUGUAUGACCUGCUGCUGGAGAUGUUGAAUGCUCACACUCUCCGAGGGCAAAGGAAGUCCCCGGCCACACACCCCGAGUUUGGCCCACUGGAGCAAAUGGAGCCUGGAGACAGCCUGAGGAAUGGGGCACCCCAGUAAUUGUGUCAAGACCUGGAAAUGUGAGGCUUUUUCAGAGCUAUGGGAGAAAACAGAACUGCUGUGAUGGGGCUGCAGAAGUGUGACCUAGUGUGAGUUCUCAUCCCUUCUGGAUUUGCACAUCGGUGUCUCGGGAGAGGCCGCGGGGCGCUCACCUCUGUCUGUGUUUCUGACAUUGCAACAGCUGCACUGCUAUAGUGCCUUUUCUGAGACUCUGCAAAAGCACCUUAUGAAAUCAAGCCUCAGAACAGCACUGUGGGACAGGGAAUCGCUGCCUCUCCUUCUCAGAGGCAGAACUGAGAGGGAGAGGUAAAGGGACAGGUUUGAGAUGGCAGAAGAAGCUUGGAAAAAACAUGUUGGUCUCUGUCUCCCAGAGCAAGACUUUUAAGCAUUGACUGAACAAUGUCCUCUUUCAGCAUGGGAUGGUGUGAAGUGUAGAACAGCAUCAUUUGGGACAGAUGUACCUCUGUGUGCUGGUCCCUGGGGAAUGCCUGCUCUGUAGCUGAUCUAGAUAAAGUGCCGAGAUACAGACAGUGUGAAGGAGCUUAUUCUCAAAUAUGCAAUGGCUGCAAGGGCCUUCAUUUGAAGGUCAUUUGAAAAAGCUUCUAGGAUCAGUUCAGAGCCUCUGCAGAAAGUUUAAAUUGAUCUUAAGUUUGUAUUUUUUGAGCCUGUUCUCAACACUCACAUUAUUAUCUGCUUAUAUUUCUUCAGUGCUUUAAGCAGUGACGAAAUCGUCUGAAUAUUUCAGUCAAUGCUGACCUUUGAAAUGUGUUUUGUCUGUGAGAUUAUCAUGUUGUUUUAUAUAUUUAUUAAUGAUGUUAAAUCUAUUCUAAUAAUUAGGUACAAGAAGUUGCUCUGUGAAUAUUAACUGUUUGUAUUUGUAUAUGAUCUGCUGAUCAGGCCUUGUGAAACCAGCUAGAAAAAAAAAAAAUCUUCCCACCCCUUUGACUGGUGUGUGGAAUUACAUCCUGCCCACCCAAAACCUCUUGCAGGGGGUGAGGCACUGGAUGGGAACAUGGAUGGGGAUCUGUUUUUGUCUGCUGCCCUGAGGUUUGCUGCUUGCUUGUUCUCAGCAUGCAUGGCACCUUGUGCUGUGGUCUUCAUAUCUUUAUAGGAGCCCUCAAAGAGCGAGGAUGGGGAUAAUGGUAAAUGUAAAGAUAAUUUAAAGAUGGGGAUAAUGUAAAGCACUACUUUGCUUUGCAAGUGUGAUGACUUGUUUGAAUUACACUGAAGAUGUAGUGAUUUAAACUUCUUUUUUGUGCUGAUUUCUGCAUGUGUUUAAGCUGCACUGAGUAAAAAAAAAAACAAAAAAACCUGAUAAAAAGGCCUGGCUGAUGACCUCAGAGAUUAGCAGGGUGGCAUCAUUUAUUCUGGUAAAUGUCUCUCUACAUGGAAACAUUUAAAUAUAGCACAUGCAUGUUCUGGGCAUUAUAGUGAAAUAAAUUGGGAUCACACCAAAAGUCUACUUUGAGCCAAGAAGUCUUUUGCAUUAGGGACUUUGAUUAGUAUGCCAUUUGCAUAUUUUGAAUAUUAGUCAAACCAUUAAUCUUGAUGGUUUUUUAAAGCCAAGGACAGUCUUUUUUAUAGGAGGUUUUCAGUGAGUUACACAUCUAUUGUCUGUUUUGAUCUUGUACUAUACCAGAUGCUGCUGCUGAUCUAAAUUUUUACUCUCUGCCUUUUUAUUGUUUUUAAGAAACUGUAAUAUAGCAGUGUCCUUCUAAAGAUGUGUAAAAUUUACAAUGAAAAAAAGGAAAAAAAUGUGAGUACAGUCUGGAAUUUAUUAGUACUUUCGUUUUGAGAGAUGUUUUGCUGUGAAACAAACCCGUCUCAGUAUUUCUUGGGCUUGAUUGUUCUGGCCUCAUUGCCUGUUGUCUUGAUCUUUCUCUGAUUUUCCUUAUCCUGUGUAAUCUUUUGGUUUAAUACAGUUUUUUGAGGAAAUGUUUAAGUGAUUUGUUUGUUUGUUUGUUUUGCUUUAAAAGCACUGGAUUUAUGUACCAUCUUGGAACAAACCUUUUGAAAAGAAAAAGGGAAAGACUGGGUAUAAAUCAUGAAAUUACCUUCUAAAUGGAAAUUUGUUGUGGAUUGACUCUGUAAAAGGGAUAUGCUGCAGUUUUGUGCUGUGUGGUGGUGUUCAUAUAUGUUGCUAUUAGUACAGUGCAAAUGGGAAAAUGAUGUGAUUUUAACCUACUUUUUGUCUUGCUCAACAUGAUUUUAUUAAAAGUUACUAGUGGUGUUUUAAAAUGGGUGAAAGUCAA
Molecule: messenger RNA, 7094 nt
Organism: Parus major (Great Tit)
Lineage: Eukaryota; Metazoa; Chordata; Aves; Passeriformes; Paridae
Gene: ESR2
Product: estrogen receptor 2
Exons: 9
Coding region: 3178-4842 (554 amino acids)
Biological process (GO): cellular response to estradiol stimulus; regulation of DNA-templated transcription; estrogen receptor signaling pathway
Cellular component (GO): nucleus
Molecular function (GO): steroid binding; zinc ion binding; nuclear receptor activity
Source: RefSeq, a predicted model, not a curated record